AUGGUUCAUACACCAAGGAAAGAGACUAGAGAAAAUUGUCGUGCUACAUUUUCUGUGAAGUAUUGUCCUAAACGGGAUGCUUAUAUUGUGACUAAAUUUGUAAAGAAGCACAGCCACCGACUUGCUAACUCACGUGAGGUGCCUUUUCUUCGUUUGCACCGGUGUGUUAUGGAAUCUAACAUAGCACAAUCUAUGUCUAUGAGAAAAGCCUCUAUUAAAACCAAUCGGACAUACGACUAUAUGGUUGACCAAGCAGGUGGAUACAUAAAAGUGAGGUUCACCAGUAAGGAUUUAUAUAACAGGAUGGAUUUCGAGCAUCGACAAGUGGUAUUGAAUGGUGAUGCACAAGCAGCAAUAAGCUACAUGAAUUCCAAGGCAAUAGCGGACCCGGAAUUUUUUUGCAUGUUUAGUGUAGAUGAGGAGAAUAGAUUGGCAAAUUUGUUUUGGAGAGACUCUCAGUCUCUACAUGAUUAUUGUUGCUUUGGGGAUGUGGUGAUAUUUGAUAGCACGUACAAAACCAACGUAUAUGACAAGCCUUUAGUGGUGUUUGUUGGUGUAAACAACCAUAACGCGACUACAGUUUUUGGUUGUGCAUUUCUUGUUGAUGAGAUUGCUGAUAUAUAUCAUUGGGUACUCAGAACUUUUUUGACUUCUAUGAAGGACAAGAAGCCUAUAUCUAUUGUCACGGACGGGGAUGAGGCAAUGCGCAUAGCGAUUGAUGAAGUUUUUCCCGAUGCACAUCAUUGUUUAUGUACAUGGCACAUCAUGAGGAAUGUGAACACCAAUGUGAAUAACCCAUAA
Messenger RNA from Prunus armeniaca (apricot), 801 nucleotides. NCBI's taxonomy places the organism in Eukaryota, Viridiplantae, Streptophyta, Magnoliopsida, Rosales, Rosaceae. The record is from the annotation of a GenBank genome assembly.